Molecule: messenger RNA, 1822 nt
Organism: Esox lucius (northern pike)
Lineage: Eukaryota; Metazoa; Chordata; Actinopteri; Esociformes; Esocidae
Gene: il17d
Product: interleukin 17d
Exons: 2
Coding region: 981-1598 (205 amino acids)
Biological process (GO): inflammatory response
Cellular component (GO): extracellular region
Molecular function (GO): cytokine activity
Source: RefSeq, a predicted model, not a curated record
GAGGGCUGGUUUUGGGGACACCGAUAAAGCCUAGUCCAAGACUAAGACAUCAGAAGAGAUCAUUGGAGACAUUGAAGAUUUCCAUUCAGCUUGGUGUUUUUGUUUGUUUAGUUUAGGGACUAAGAUUAGACCUAUGUUUGAGAAAUUGGCCCUAAUUGUUCAACUCAAAAGCAUCAUUAGAUUAUUUCACUGCAAAUGAGAUGAAAGUAUGAUCUCAGUUGAAAACGCCAGGGGCAUAGCACCCUGCAUUUCACUGCUCACUUGGCUCUGAAGAUAAGCAGGGUUUUUCCUGGUCACUUCCUGGAUGGGAGAGCUGAAGAUGCUAAAGGUGGUUUUGGAGGUUCUUCUGGUUGGUUCAAAGAUCAAACCCCACGCCCCAGGGCUGUGAAAGGCGCUGUGCUGUAGGUGGUGUUUUGAAGGUGGGAUUUUAAACCAGGAUCAAGAAACUGGUCUCUAAUGAGUACUUGGCACUUAUGGGUGUUAAUGCUGUUGUCUUGACUACAUUUAGUCAUGGCCACCUAAUCAGCUCCAGCUUUCCUUUGGAUAAUUUAUCCCAAGUAACCUUUUUCUUUACAAAUACAAUUAAGAACUAAACGUAUUCAGCUAAUAUUGUAUGUUGGUUCCGUAUGCUUAGGCGUUUGUUCGAGCGCUGAUGGUUGAAUUCAUAAUAGUUAUAAAAACAUGUUAUGUCAAUCACAGCUGGCUGUGUAAGAGAUAGGACUGUUUGAUUUUACAUUCCAAUCGAAAAUAUUUCGAAAUGAAGUAGGCUACCUGAAUUUCAUCAAAACAUCUGUGUGGCUCCAGAGCGCACAGCAAUGUUUCCAUCUGCGCAACAAGAAUUACAUGGGAGGAACCAAAAUGUACUGAGGUUUUCGCAGACGUCAAACGCUACCUAGUGCUCUUUAUAGCCUGAAAAUACGAUUUUUCAGUCUGAUUUCAGUUAAAGUUCAGUAUUUGGGUUUUUGCACAAGUUCUCAAAAAUGUUUGUUCGACCAGCUGUUGUGUUUUUCAGUCUGGUGCUCCUAUGCGAAGCGGCAUCAGCAGUCAAGGGCUCCAAGAAGUCAUCCCGGAGCCGAAAGUGUUCGGACUUACCAGAAGAGAUCCUUGAGCAGAUGUUUGGUCGGCUGUCGGUGGGCGUCCUUAGCGCGUUUCAUCACACUCUGCAGCUAGCACCCUUGGAGAGGCAGAAUCUCACCUGCCCGUCAGCGGGUCGUCCUGUCCGCGACAGAAAGUCUCGUAUCCCCGUCAACCUUCUCAGUAUAUCUCCCUGGGCAUACAGGAUCUCCCACGAACCGGCUAGGUAUCCGAGGUUUAUACCGGAGGCAUAUUGUCUGUGUAAAGGCUGUCUGACAGGUCCUUUUGGACAGGAGAGCAACCAGUACCGAAGUACCCCUGUGUACAUGCCAUGGGUCAUUCUGCGACGAACUGGGGACUGCGUUGGAGGGCGCUACUCUUAUACAGAAACGUACGUCUCUGUUGCGGUGGGAUGUACAUGUGUUCCCUUGCUGGAAAAGGACAGAAACGCGCAGGGCAUCAACCAGAGCCUGGCGAGAAAACAGCCAAAAGCCGGCAAGCUUCGAUCUAAUAAGAACGUAUAGUUGACGUGGAAGCUACAUUUUUGUUCAUAAAUUAAAUUUGACUAAGAUGUUAUGAUGGGCCUACUAACUGUAUCGUUUUAUAAGUUCACGAGUAUUCAUGCAGAGUAUCAUUUAUUUUUUUCAAAGUGGAUAAAUGUAUUUUCUUAAACUGUUGUCCAACCAUGAGGCUAAGUUUUCAGGCAAAGUUGUAGAACUAUGAAUUUAAUAAAAUAUUAUUCCCAAAA